AUGGAAUCUCAACAAAAUACAUUAGAUAAUGUCAUCAAGAAUAGAAAGCGACCUGUUAAUGAACAUGGCUUUUGUAAUAAAGAAUUGGCAAAUAAUAUUAUUGGAAUUAACAAACUUAGUAGACAAUUAUCGUUUGAUGGCACUGAACUACAAAGCAUUAAAAAGAAAAAGGUUGAAAAUGGUACAAAACAUAAACACACAGUGCAUGUUUCUAAUGUAGUAACUACUAAUAAUAUUUUAGGCGAAAAAGAAAAAAUAUAUGAUGUUAACUCAGAUAGAGCUAAAACUCCUGAACAAUCACCAUCUACCAAGGCCCAAUUACGACAAAUUUUGGAUUUGGGUGAAUUUCAUAAAAUUGUUUGUUCUAAACAGAACAUUAAAAAACUUCAAGAAAAGCUGAACUUGAUAGAAGAAUGUCAAACGGAUCUUAAUUCUAUAGAACAUAAAGCUGAAACUAUUAAAUAUAAUUUUUUGCCUAUGUUUAAAUCAGAUGAUUUCAAGAUAAGCACUAGUUCAGUAAAAUAUUCUCAACUAAAACUGGCAACAUUAUUUCCUAGUCCUUUAAGAGUAAUGAUGGAUAUUCAACCAAAAUUGACUAAAAUAUUUAAUAAUAAAAUUGAGAGUGUUAUGACUAUUUCGCCUAGUAAACAUUAUUCUGCAUUAGCAGAUUCGAAAGCAUUACCUUUGCCAUUGAAAUAUCGAAUUUUGAAUGAAUUUUUCAAAGUUAUGGAAACAGUAUUAUCUAUGAAAUUUCUUAGAAAAGAAAAAAUAACAUUUUAUAAUCUCAAACAAAAUAUUCAGCAAAUAACUAGAAAGAAUUUUACUGAAUUACAUUUGGCUCAAAUUAAAACCAUAGUUCCUAACUUUUUCAAGUUUUACUUAGUAAAAUCACUAAAACAUAAUUUUAGUAUUGAUUUAGUAAUAGUUCCAGUUUAUGGUUUGGAAAACAAAGAUAAAAUUGACUUAAUAAAAUUAACAACUCAGAGAAAAAAUACAUUUUUUAAUGGAUUAAUAGACAUUAUGAAAAAACAUCAUGCAGAGUAUUUGAAUAAUUUAAUCCCUCCUAUCAUAAUUGAUAAAGAUAAAGUUACCAGAUGGCAUCCAGAGUUUGAUGUCGAAUCUGUGCCAAAUAUCAAUCUAUCACCAUUGCCUAAGAUUGAAAUUGGCAAAUCAAAAAUAUCAACUGCUAAAGAUAUUUUGGAUCAAGUACAUGCAUUGUUUAUUUACAACAAUCAUUUAAAUCAGUCCCCUACUAUAAUGAAUAAAAACAACAAAAAUUUAACUAAUAUAGUCUUACCUACAAAUGAUGCCAAAAACACGUUAAAAGAUGCACUUAAAGGCGUUCCAAAACCAUUUUUAAUUAAGAUCCAAUCUAAGCAAACUGAAAAAGCUAAUAGAAUAAUUAGGUCAGUAAGUCAAUUAAAUAAAGAUAAAAUGAUGAUUAGAUUACCAGAUAUUGCUCGUAGAGUACGUACUUAUUUUGUACAACUUCAAAGAAAUAUCAUGCCACUAAAAAAAGUUAUUGACCAACUAAAACAAUGUUAUCCAGAGAUUUUGACGGACCAUGAUUGGAAAACUCACUUAAAUCUUCUUCAAGAAAAAGUACCUCACUGGGCUGUAUCAAAAAUAUUGGAUGGAAAUGAAUACAUUCGAAUUGAUAAAAAAAUUAAUUUUGAAGAAUGUGUAAUUAAAAAAUUA
Molecule: messenger RNA, 1698 nt
Organism: Melanaphis sacchari
Lineage: Eukaryota; Metazoa; Arthropoda; Insecta; Hemiptera; Aphididae
Product: DNA replication factor Cdt1-like
Exons: 9
Biological process (GO): DNA replication checkpoint signaling; DNA replication preinitiation complex assembly; regulation of DNA-templated DNA replication initiation
Cellular component (GO): nucleus
Molecular function (GO): DNA binding; DNA polymerase binding
Source: RefSeq, a predicted model, not a curated record